Molecule: messenger RNA, 1700 nt
Organism: Nestor notabilis (Kea)
Lineage: Eukaryota; Metazoa; Chordata; Aves; Psittaciformes; Psittacidae
Product: polyphosphoinositide phosphatase-like
Exons: 9
Biological process (GO): phosphatidylinositol dephosphorylation
Cellular component (GO): intracellular membrane-bounded organelle
Molecular function (GO): phosphatidylinositol-3,5-bisphosphate 5-phosphatase activity
Source: RefSeq, a predicted model, not a curated record
AUUGUUUGAAGAAUUAUAUGAAGAUCACGGAGACACACUUUCUCUGCAGUAUGGAGGUUCUCAGCUUGUCCAUAGAGUAAAAACCUAUAGAAAGAUAGCUCCAUGGACUCAGCAUUCCAAAGAUAUUAUGCAAACACUCUCAAGAUAUUAUAGUAAUGCUUUCUCAGAUGCAGACAGGCAAGAUUCUAUCAAUCUCUUUCUGGGAGUAUUCAAGCCUACAGAAGGAAAACCACAUCUCUGGGAACUUCCCACUGAUUUUUAUUUGCAUCACAAGAACACCCUCAGUCUGUCACAGACCAGGCGAAGUUAUACUUACUGGUGGACCACAGGUGUGCUAAAGCAUUUACCUCUUCCUUUUGAUGAAGUGGCAUGCCCUGAAAACAGACGCAAGUUGACAGUGAAGAAAUUCCACAAGUAUGAAGAGGAAAUUGAUAUCCACAAUGAGUUUUUUCGGCCAUAUGAGUUGAGCAGUUUUGAUGAUACCUUUUGCUUGGCAAUGACCAACUCUACACGAGACUUUAUGCCUAAGAAUGUGGGGAUUGAUCCAAGUCCUUUUACUGUUCGUAAACCUGAUGAAACUGGAAAAUCAGUGUUGGAGAACAAAAGUAAUAGAGAAGAAACGGUGCUGCAGCGCAAAACAGCUGCUAGUGCUCCUCCACCCCCAAGUGAGGAAGCAGUUUCAAGUAGUUCUGAAGAUGAUUCUGGGACAGAUAAAGAAGAUGAAGGUGCUGUUUCACAGCGUUCAACUCCAGUAAAAGUGACUGAUGCAGGAGACAAUACAAAAAUCACAGAGAAUGUAGUGCAAUCAACAAAAGAUGCGUAUGGAGUCAAUCUUUCAGAUGUUCCUUCAGAAGAAGAUCUCACAAUAUACACUAGGUUUGUUCAGCUGGGACAGAGUCAGCAUAAACAAGACAAGAGCAGUCAGCAAUUUUGCUCAAAACACCACUUGGAUAGGGUUAUAAAUUUAAUACCCAUCUCCUCCUUUUCUCAAGACAGUAUUUAUGAAGUUCAGCCUCCAAGAGCUGAUAGAAAAUCAAUAGAGAUUUUUCAUGCGCACAUUCAGGCUGGAAGAGGAGACAUGCAGCCCCUGGGAAAAGAUGACUUCCUCAUGUACAGAGAGUACAUUCGAAACAGAUACCUGUAAAUACAAGCCGGAUUCUCCUGCCAAGUCUACUGUACUGAGAGAUCAUAAAAAUAAUUUUAGAAAGGAAAUCUAGUUUUAUUAUUUUGCAGUAAUAAAUUCAUUAUCUAACAUUUCUAUUUAUUAUUCUUUAAUAUUAUCCAUUUACAGUUUGUGCUUUACAGGAUAAAAGUGAUUUAAAUAUCUGCUUUUCAGAUGAAAGAGAAAGUGUAUCUUAAGAGACUACGUGAAUAAUUGGAGUACUUACCAUCACUGAAGAAUAUAUAUCAAUUUAUGGCAAAGAAAAUACUGCAUCUUUAGGUUUUUAUGUUAAUUUCUUACAUUGUUACAUUUGCUAGUAAAGCUGAAGUGAUUUGUACAUAAGAAUCAGAAAAGAAUAGUUUUCUUCCUGUUUGUUCUAUGACAGCGAACAAUUUUUUUUUUACAGCAGAAUGUUUUCUGAUAUUUCUUUAGAUUUUUAGCAAACUGAGUGCUAAAAUGACUGCUUGUAAUUUGCUGCUUUCUUAAGCAAAGGUGAAAAAUAUGUGGCUUAUGUCAAAAUCUAAAUUUGCAUCAAGAC